AUGAAUGACAAUAGAUAGAAAGAUCUUGAGAGUCCAAUUUUCUCAGUUGUUUGUUUUCCUGAUUCUGUUUUAGUGAGUUUAGGAGGAGGAGGAAAAAAAUAUGGAUUAGUUAAUAGUCUAGUAUUGUUUAAAUAAUAAUCAUUAAGCAAUUAUUUCCAAAACCAAUAUAUGGAAUUUUGAAGGAUCCUAUAGAUACUUUAUAAUUAGGAGAAGAGAUAUUCUAAAGAUUAAGAUUAAACACUAAAACUGGAUUGAUAGUAGGAAAUAGUGAUGAUAAAUGUGUGAUAUUAAAAGUUGAAGAUAAGAAGAUUUCAUUAAUAACUAAAUUUUAGACUGACAGAGCAGCUAAGGAACCUUGUUAAAAUGAUGGGCUAUUUAAUUAUUAAGGAGAUUCUUUAGCAACAGGAGGAGAAGAUGGAAUUUUGAAGGUUUGGAAUAAGGAUUAUUAAUUGAAAUACACAGUAGAUAUGAAAGGCAAAAUUUAAUCAUUAGAUUAUCAUAUUUCUAAUGGAAUGGUAUAUCUAAUUUUGACAAUAGCUAAUUGUGGCCACUGAUAAUGAAGAAUGUAAAAUAUUAAAAGAAAACCACGUGUUGCAUAAAUUAGAUAUUUCAUCAAAUAAUAUUCAUAAAUUACAAUUUCACUCUGCUAUCUUCUCAUUAGAUGGAACUACUAUAUUUACAUUUAAGAAUCCAAUGAGAGGAGCAUCUUAUAUGACAAGUUGGAGAAUAGAAAAUGAUAAUAUAAAGCCAUUAAAGACAAUAAAGGUUCAUGGACAUCCAGUAGUUAGUAAUUGUUAAUCAAAAGAUGGCAUGUUUAUUGGAAUUGGAUGUUCAGAUGGAACCGUAAAAAUAAUAAAUUCUAGGUAUCAUAUAUAAAUUUAAGAUUUAGAAAAUUAGAUGUUGAAUGUAGUAAAUUAGCUCAUGAACUUCCUUGUACAGCCUUAUGUUUUACUCCUGAUUCUAGAUUCAUUAUUUCAGGAUCAGUUGAUGCUAAAUAUCAUUUUCUAUAAAAUACUAGACCAUAAGGAAUGUUUUCUUUACUAUCUAAAUUUUGGCUGUUUGGGAUGUUGUUAGCAUACUUAUUUAUUGUAAUCAGAGAUUUAUUUGAAUGAGAG
This is a messenger RNA of Paramecium sonneborni, 1115 nucleotides long. The record is from the annotation of a GenBank genome assembly. NCBI's taxonomy places the organism in Eukaryota, Ciliophora, Oligohymenophorea, Peniculida, Parameciidae.